CUGUCAGUGUGAUUGAACCUGUUGUACCUGCACAGGUGUGUUCCAGGAUCCACGCGCUCAGGGAGUCCACAGGAGUCUGUACUCUGUUUAAAGAACAAAAUCUAGAACUAUGACCCGACUCGGCCUCAACAAAUGGAUUGUGCACAGCGUCAUGGUGUCGGUGCCGACCAUCAUUUUCCUCACACUCAUCCUGCAGUAUUACAACAACCCGUUCAAAUCCGACUGGAAUCUUGCGUUACUUGAAAGCUUCAGUCAGAGCGCUGAGGCGGACGCCAAUGCCCCAGGUGGACCCUGCACCAUAAAGAGAGAAUGUCCUGACGACCACUUCAGCUUCUUCAUCCAGAGCGGAGCCGCCAACGUGUUCGGGCCCAAGAUCUGCAUCCAGAACGAGCUGGUUCUUGGAACCGUGCUGAACAACGCCGUCGCUGGACUAAACAUCGUUAUAGUGAACGGUAGAACAGGAGCCCUGACCAAAGCCGUGUCCUUCGACACGUACGGUGGAGCCAUCGAGCCGCUCAUCGAGUUCCUGAAGAACAUCGAUCAGGGUUCUGUGAUCAUGGUGGCGUCCUACGACGAGCCGUCCACAAAGUUAAAUGAAGAAGCUCGGACCCUGUUUGCUGAACUGGGAAGUUCGUCGAUUCACUCGCUGGGAUUCAGAGACAACUGGGUGUUCAUUGGUGGGAAAGGAGACACCAUGAAGAGCAAGUACGAGAAGUACAUGAAGAACGACGCGGCCACCAAUAAAUACGAACACUGGCCCGAGCUGAUCAACAUGGACGGAUGCCUCCCCAAAAACCUCAACUGAGCUGCUUCAAGCUC
Messenger RNA from Stegastes partitus (bicolor damselfish), 819 nucleotides. RefSeq names its product protein FAM3C-like. The record is from RefSeq and is a predicted model, not a curated record. NCBI's taxonomy places the organism in Eukaryota, Metazoa, Chordata, Actinopteri, Pomacentridae. The transcript has 10 exons. Bases 110 to 805 code for a protein of 231 amino acids.